GAAAGACUUACGUGGGUUUUUAGAGUAAAAAAGAGGUUAAAGGGUAAACAAAUUGACUGACUGUGUCUGUCCUGCGUCUUAGUCACAAAUUUCCGCACUGUUUCCUCUCUUGUUUGUUGCUUACAUGUCAUUUGAAGUUCUUGAUAACAUUGGAUUUACAUGUGCUAUAUCUGGAUGUAAUUCUGAAGAUCAGACCAAUUCUCCCUAAUUUACUUUUCUGAUGGAUUCAGACUCUCAAAGAAUAUUCCAGCAAGUGCCACUGUCCAUUGCCCAUGACCAUGUGGAGGGUGAUUUAGUAGUUGACCAUUCUAUUCAGCCAGCCACAUGUACAGUGUGCAGAAGGAUCCUAGCACCUACCAAUGAAUCAAUUGAUGAUCUUGAAACUUUUAGCUUGUGUGGGGACUGUAAAUUUUUACUUCUUGAAGAUGUUGGGAUGGUUACACAAGACUCUCAUCAGAGGCUACCACCUAGAAGAAGAAGUACAAGGUAUAGUAGUACUGAGUCAAUUGAAACUCUUUUCUUACAGAUGAUUAAUUCGGCAAGACAAAACCAAUCCCCCAUCUCUGGGCAUCAGGAUCAAUUUUUAGAUGGUGGUACUACUACAAGGUCAUUUCGUCGUUCAAGUGCUCGUUCAACUCCAAGUGAUUCUAGAAGAUGGCGUCGGGUUCUAUCUGAUGGUUAUGAUAAUUUGGAUUCUCUUUACGGGGAUACUGAAUCAAAUGUAAGUUUUGGCUGCUAUAGAUUUUUUCAUGGUGAAAGUGAUGGCAUUUCUUUUAGCGCUUAUGGAGGUGAUUCUGAUGCAUCUUUGGACGGACAUAGUUUCCUGGAUACUGACAUGUUUAUUCAGCCAGAAGAUGGAAGCAUUUUUGGUAGUGACAUUGACAUUGAUCCAAUGCAUGCCGGUAUGAACCUGCAAUGGAACUCAGAUGACCCUGAAGAAGAAGAAGAAGAGGAAGAAGAGGAUGAUGAAGAGGAAGAAGAGGAUGAUGAAGGGGAAGAAGCUGAUGUUGAGGAAGAUACUGCUGAAUCUACUGUAGUCACAACUCAACUGAGAAACAUUUUCAAUUCAAGUCCUAGUGAAAGCAAUGGCUCUGUUAAUCGGCAUAGGCUGUUUCAGUCUCCCGAAUCUCAGGUUGUCUUUCAUUUGAGGAUUAGAGAAGCUAGACAAAGAUUAACCCGUAAUAUAUUUGGUAACUUAGGGGAAUCAGAAUUACAUCCAUACAUUGGGAAUUAUGGGGAUAAUCUUGACGCAAGAGGCUUUGACGAACUGCUUGAGCAUCUUGCUGAGACUGCCAACUCCAGAAGAGGAGCACCUCCUGCAGCCAUGUCUUUUGUAAAUAGUCUGCCUUGUGUGAUCAUUAAUGAGGAACACGUUAAGCAUGACAAUCUAGCCUGUGCAAUCUGCAAGGAUGUCAUACCUAUCAGCACUAAAGUAAUCCAGCUUCCUUGCCUUCACCUAUAUCAUCAGCCCUGUAUAGUGCCAUGGUUGAAUGCACGGAAUUCAUGCCCUCUUUGUCGGUACGAGCUUCCAACUGAUGAUAAGGAAUACAAGGAGGGGAAGCAGAACAUCAGCAGUAGAAUAGAGAUUCGUGAAAUGAGGCAGCAGGAUGCAAAUGAGGACAGUUCAUCUGAAGCAUCCAAUGAAGCUGAAGCUUUCGAAGUUUAUCAACUGGGUUCACAAUAUAUAGAUUCGAAUGUCUGUAACUCCAACAAUGAAAGCGGUAGGGGAAGAUGGUUUCUUUUUGCGGCUGCUCCGAUUGUCAGUCUUGCUGGUAUUGUUCUUGCACUGUGGUUGGGCAAUCCAAUGACUGCUGCCAGAAGACUGUCAGUGAAUCAGCCUCAAAUAAACGUUCCUGGGUCCGCCCCUGCAAAUCAAAGGGAGAACAGAAGCAGGAGAUGGUGGUCUCCCUUCUAAAAUAUUAACAGGAUGUAGUAGAUAUAAUACAAUAGGUGAUAACUUGUUUGAUUGCUGUUUAUAUUUGACAUCAUGUGCUUUUGGUCCUAAGAGAUUUCAAUUUUGUUGUUUUUUCAAUAAACUGUGCAAGGUGUUGUAUGCAAUUCCGUAGAGUAGUGUUAGUUUUUGGUUUAAUUAUAUGAAUCUCCUCUAUAAGAUGCCUAAUAUUAGGAAGAUCAACCUUUCUGGUAUAUCUUUUUAGGUCAAA
This is a messenger RNA of Mangifera indica (mango), 2162 nucleotides long. RefSeq lists its product as uncharacterized. Gene Ontology annotation, cellular component: cytoplasm. The transcript has 2 exons. Gene Ontology annotation, molecular function: ubiquitin protein ligase activity. NCBI's taxonomy places the organism in Eukaryota, Viridiplantae, Streptophyta, Magnoliopsida, Sapindales, Anacardiaceae. Gene Ontology annotation, biological process: protein ubiquitination. Bases 221 to 1915 code for a protein of 564 amino acids. The record is from RefSeq and is a predicted model, not a curated record.